UCCUCCAGUGAGCUGCGGGAGUGGGAACGCGACGGUCGCUCCAGUCUGUUCCAAAUACAGUUUCGGAACUAUAUCGCCGAGAUCUCGACGACCGCGCCAUUUAAAACCGAAAGUGUGUUUAUGGACAAAAGUUAAAAGUUCUUUUUUGGAUAUUUAAAAGACUCGCUGUGUUUUUGUGGCAUUAUGGAAUUUAUUUUUAAAAUUGAUUACUUAAUGGAAAUGAUUGGUGACGUCCAAAAAUUUGAUGUUUUAAGAGAAAUAUGUUAUUGAAAUGAUGUUUAAUGAACAUGGGCAUAUUUAUUCGAUCACGGAUUGUGAAAUGUGGUAUAUACGCCUUUUUUCUAAUCGUCCAUAUUCCGAUACUGCAAGGCGAAGAACAUUCACACUGCCCGAGUUUGUCAGAUAAUCCUAUUUGCCCGUGUUAUAAAUUUAAAGAAGGAUUAUUUUUGGAGUGUCCCAGUGCUACUCCCAGCGUAGUAAAGAAUGUUUUAACAAAGAUAAAAGGAAUUAUUCAUUCGUUAUCAAUAUAUGAUUUGGAACGUUCAACGACGGAAUUGAGCAGCGAUUUUUUUCCUUCACACGUAAAAAUUAACCAUCUACAAAUUACACAGUCUGGUGUAAAUAAAAUUAACCCCAAUGCUUUUACAUCAAUACGUGAUUCGCUGGAAUCGUUAAGUGUAAUUGCCAGUAAAUUAAGCAAAAUUCCGCACGAAUCGUUCUUUGAACUAUUUAACAUUGAAGCGCUUGAUUUUCAACUCAAUGAUAUUAAAGAUAUUCAGGCAUAUACUUUUAAAGAUCUAAAACUAAAAAAAAUUAACUUGAGAGGUAACAAAAUAGCUAAUAUUUCUGAUUAUGCAUUCCAGAACUUAGAUGAAACCUUAAAUGAGAUAGACAUGACUGAAAAUUUUCUGGAAAUAUUUCCUUUACAGCCUCUUGGAAACUUAAAUAAACUAACAAACCUUAGAUUAGCUUGGAAUAAAAUUAACUCAAUUCCUGGAGACAUCAAUGUUACUAUACUCAACUUAUUAAAUUUAGAUUUAAGUUCAAACUUGUUUACAAAAAUAGAAAAAAAUUGGUUUAAGAGUAUGCCUAAUAUAAAAAUGUUAAUUUUUUUUAGUAAUGAAAUUCAAGAAAUAGCUGAAGAAGCGUUUUAUUAUUUAAGGAAUGUAGAAAUAAUAGAUUUAAGUAGAAAUAAAAUUGUAAAUAUAGGAAAAAAUACUUUCAGCAAAAACAUAAAUGUUCGCUCUAUAGAUUUAAGUCACAAUCAUUUACAUCAUAUAAACGGUGUGUUUAGUAAUCUCAAGCACCUUUCUGAGGUAUUUUUAUCGGAAAAUAAUAUUCUCGAAAUACCUAAUGAUGCCUUCAAUAAUACAGUGGGAUUAAAAGUUCUUAACAUAGAACAUAAUGCUAUACAGUUGCUUCGUCCAAACUGUUUCGAAUCGUUACAAAAUCUAACGCAACUUCACAUGGGAUCAAACUUUUUAAAAAUACUUCCAAAAAAUAUACUCACCUUUAAUCGUAAACUUGAAAUUAUAAGCUUAGAUAAUAAUAAAAUUCAAGAAUUAGAUGAUUCAGUGUUUGAAAAUUUGGUCUCCAUAAGAGAAAUAAGGUUGCAAAAUAAUAAAUUAAGUCAUGUAAAACGAAAUGUAUUUAGCCCACUGCCAGAACUCUUAGAAUUACACUUACAAAACAAUGUAAUUAAAAAUAUUGAUUCACAUGCUUUCAUUACCCUACGGAAGCUACAGCAUAUUAAUUUGCAGGGUAAUAAUUUAACCACGAUAGGCGAUGUAUUCCCAAAUCGAAAUUCUUCAUUAGUAUCUAUCCAACUAAGUGCUAAUUACUUAUCCUUGUUGAAAAACAGCUCCCUUAGAAGUCAAACGAAUGUACAGAUUAUGUGGCUAACACAAAAUAGUUUAAAAGUUUUGACAACUAAUUUGUUUAGUGACUUAUUUAAUAUACAAAGAUUAUAUUUAAAAAAUAACAGUAUUAUGCAUAUUGAAAAUAGAACUUUUAUGCAUCUUAAGAAAAUAAAAUACUUAGAUAUAAGUAAUAACAAAAUUAGUGACAUAAGUAAUGAAACAUUUUAUAAUCUUGUAACGUUGGAAGAACUGUUACUGAAGAAUAAUAACGUUAAAAAUGUGGCAAAGGAUGCAUUUAAGCAUUUAAUUAAACUCAAAACACUAGAUUUAUCUGAAAACAAGAUUAUUUUUCUAGAUUUCAAUAUUUCUUCUUUACCUAUUAAGCUAAUACGGCUCAACCAAAAUUUUAUAUCUUUGAUAGAUGAAAAAUCAUUACAGACGUUACCAAAUUUAAAUGAAAUUGAACUCAGAAACAAUGUACUGACUUGGGAAGAUAUUCUUUGCAUCCAAUUACCAGGAUUAAAGUCACUUGUUAUUUCUAAUAAUAAUUUUACGCAUUUAGAUAACAAAACUUUUUCGCACUUACUUUCGCUACAAUCACUAACACUGGAAAUGUCAAACAUAUCGCAACUACCUCCUGCCUCGUUUUUUAAAAAUCAAAAUUUACUAAGAGUUAAUCUGGCUCAUAAUAACUUGAAGGACUUAAACAAAGAUGUAUUUGCUUACACUACAAUAUUACAGGAAUUAAAUUUGAAGGGUAAUCGCUUUACAGACUUCCCGCACGUUGCAUUAUUCAAUAUUACUUCGCUCGAGGUUUUAGAUUUAUGUCACAAUCAAUUGCAAGGCAUUGACUUCUUUAAAUUAGUGGGUUUGCAUAAUUUACGGACUCUUAAUGUGUGUGACAAUCGCAUUUCUGUAUUGAGUGGUUUUAAGUCUCCCUCGCUUAAAAAUUUGAUAUCAAUAAACUUGAGUCACAAUAUGAUAACAGUUCUUCCACCGAAUUUCUUACAGCAUUCAGUAGGAUUGAAAGAGAUAGAUCUAUCGCAUAAUUUUUUCAAGCAUAUUCCUAGUAACGGUAUGUCAGAAACAACUUUUCCAAGUGUAACUGUAUUAAAUAUAUCUUCAAACUCUAUAGAGCAAUUGCUGCAAACAUAUCCAAUCAAACAAUUUCCACUUUUAGAGGAAUUAAUUGUAACCAAUACAAAUUUAUCUAUUAUAACUAGUAAGGAUUUUGAAAACUUUAAUUCUUUAAAGAAAUUAGUGUUAACACAAAAUUUUAUAACAAGACUCUCACCUAGUGCGUUUAUGAAAUUGCAUAAUUUGGAAAUAUUGGAUUUAAGUAUGAAUAAAUUAGAAAAUAUUCCCAGAGAGAGACUUCAAGGAUUAUACUCAGCUAGACUGAUAAACAUUUCUCACAAUACGAUCAGAGAGUUGGAGGAGUUUGCAUCUGAUUUGCAGAAUUUACAGACAUUGGACCUAUCUUUUAAUCAUAUCACGAGAAUAACUAAAGAUGUUUUUCAAAACCUUCCUAGUCUCAGCGAACUCUACUUAAGUGACAACUGGCUAUCAACAAUAGUAUCGGAUAUAUUUUCAAAGUCGAAAAAAAUUUCAUAUAUUGACUUAAGUCGAAACUACUUUGAAAAGAUACCAUUCAAGAUGCUUCAUUCUUUGGAAAUGCAAAUUAAAAAGAUCGCUUUUGAUGAUAACCCUAUGACUUGUAAUUGCGAAUCCCAAGACCUUUGGGUAUGGAUGCAAGAUCAUUACAAAAUUGUUUUACAAGGAAAUACAAAAUUACGCUGUGAAUAUCCAGAAAAUCUUCGUGGUUACAGAUUUUUAGAACUCCCGUCUCAGAAACUUUGCGAUGUGCCUGUCGUAAUCCGUAUAGCCAUACAGGACAUACAGACGUAUUCUGUUUUAGUUUCUUGGCAAAGUCGCAAUCAAAAUGGCUUAAAUGGAUAUCAAGUAGCGUACUUUCGGGAGCAAAUGCCAACAAUCAUAAGAGGCAAAGUUUUGAAUUCGACUGCCAGAACAACGAGAUUAAAUCAUUUGACACCAGGAGCGCGAUACGUAAUUUGUGUUAUCGCUGUCGGCGAUUUUGGAAAUAACGCAGCAUCUACGACGCCCAAUGCAAGAAUAGCGUCUCCAACUAUAGGAAAUACAGGAAUGAAUUUGUAUGGUGAUGAACAAAUUUUCAAUAAUCUGCGAUCGUAUAUGAACGAUUCUUACAUAAGUAAGUGUACUAGUGUAAGUACGAUUGAAAUAUUUAGUGCAGCGCUAGAUAGUCCAUUUUCAAACACUUACAUGGGUAUUGCCGAAAUGUUGACAAGAAGACUUAGUUUGGUUGUGGGCUGUUGUAUAGGACUUUUAGUUUUUAUUGUACUAGUGUCAGUUUUAGGAUAUAUGAAGACAAAAAAACGACCAGUCAUACCCAAAGAUGUUGUCCAGCAGCCUCCUCAAUAUAUUUCAUAUGACAAUUUUACUGCAACGAAUGUCGAAGUUCAAUCAACAGAUAUAGAUAUAAAUACUAUUUCUAAUAAAACGACAACACAAUUUAAACCAUGUGAGUAGAUACUUAGAGUAAGAGAUCUAAACAUAUUCUUAUUCCAUGUCAAAAAUAAAUCAUGCAAUUG
Molecule: messenger RNA, 4489 nt
Organism: Vanessa tameamea
Lineage: Eukaryota; Metazoa; Arthropoda; Insecta; Lepidoptera; Nymphalidae
Exons: 5
Coding region: 282-4427 (1381 amino acids)
Molecular function (GO): protein binding
Source: RefSeq, a predicted model, not a curated record